This is a messenger RNA of Trematosphaeria pertusa, 2121 nucleotides long. RefSeq lists its product as uncharacterized. Bases 1 to 2121 code for a protein of 706 amino acids. The record is from RefSeq and is a predicted model, not a curated record. Lineage: Eukaryota; Fungi; Ascomycota; Dothideomycetes; Pleosporales; Trematosphaeriaceae. The transcript has 2 exons.
AUGGGCCAAGCCGCCGAUAUAGCCUCAGCAGUUGGCACAUGGCUUGCUGCGGGUCUCGCCCUUGUUGCGCUUUUAGGUAUAAUCACCCCAUGGCUCCUGUGGCGGGCACUACGCUCCGAGCGCCACAAUGCGCUCAAGGCCGUGGACGAUCCUUCGCAACUCUUCGUCUCCCGUGGCCUCCGCAUAUGGCGCAAUACGAGAAUCCUGAAGCGGGUUCGCGUGCCUAAAUUGACGGAUGCUCCACAACUUCCACCGGGUUUCGUGGGACACAAACACGAUGAUUUGCUCAGAGAUCCUCCGAGUAAAACCGGUUGGGUCACUUUUUGCUCGGCUUUGCGGGCCUUCUCCUUACCGGGCAGUAAUGAUAGGAAUGGAGAGCUGGUUAUCAAAAACUGGGAGACGUGGCAGCCGAUACACAAGUUGUGGAUUCUGAUAUUUGGCUUGUUGGGAAGAUAUGGCGAGCGGGAAGACAAAGGCCAGAGGAUCGUGAAAUUUAGCUCUACGAGGCUGGACCACGAGGAGGGUGACGAAGAGCGCGGAGUACUAUACGGUAGCAUUGGGGCGCUAAGGCAUAGGAAUCGUGAAGAAAGUGGAGAUCUCGACAGACUCUACCUGGCUCCGUACAACCGACUAUUGAGAGGCAGUCUGCGGCCGGAUACUCUGAGUGUGGGCUGCUUGUUUUGGCUAGCCGCGGGGUGUUUGCCUCUAGGAGAGAAGGUGUUAGACCUGUGUUUCCCCGUUCCCCGAUCCUUCAGUAGGCCACCACAGCGAGUACGGAAGAGUAUUUCCAGCUUACGCCGCGCUCCCUCCGAUGGUGCCAACUCCGAAGUUGCCGAAAACACCGGCAAGGGUGGCCCUGAUGCCAGUUCCGAUGUCUCCAAGAUCGAGCAAGUUGGGGCAGAUAUAUCCAGCCUCUCCGACAUAGGACCGGAAGAGGGACGUGCACAGCAAGCUAAAACAGCAAACAGCGACCGCCUCAUUCAAGACAUCUCUCCCUCAGCACAGCUUAGACGCUGGGAUUCGGAAAGGGAAGCAUAUCAUGGCCAUGAUUUUCUCUACUUAGAGCCGAUAAGGGACGUUCUCACUACCGCAAAAUGGAGCGUCUGGGCUACGGCAAUGGGAUGCGACAUGGCCACUGUUCACACAAUUGAGAAGCUAAGCAUUGAGUUGCUCGAUGAUAUCCAAAUCAUCACCGAGAUUAUGGAGUCCGUACCAAUCAGACCAAUAGACCCGGAUGAAUUAGGGACCCUGUUGGACCCCGAGGACCGAGCUUGCGCCCUGGGAAUACAGCAUCGAAUCGCACGAGCGCGGAUAAGAAUGAGAGAACCUGAAAACACGACCAGUUUCUGGGCCGCCACUAGUCCGCUCAAUUACACCCGUGGUGAUUUCGAAGAGGCGAUGAACCCCAUAUUUAUUCGCCGGAUAGACAUCCAGUCUAUUGCUUUGGGUGCAUUAUCCCUGCCGGUAACGCCGCGGCACUUUCUAUUCAAUAUCAGUCGAAGCGGCUUUAUUUUCGAUCUUCUCACGAAUGCCCGUUUUCAGAAGGAAGGACUACUCCGGGCAAUAAUGAAGACACUACCAUCCUGGGGUCUUGAGUUGGACCGAGGAGCUUUUACAAAGGUGACAGAAGCCAUGUCCGGCGUUCUGCCUUUUCGUGAGCACAGUCGACGGGAUUCUGAGCUUUUGUACCAGCUGGACAGCCACAUUUGCAUGAUCUACCAUGGAAGCACGAUUUUUCGGCAGACGAUCGGUAUCUUGUAUGUUACGAGCCCCAGAUUCCGGACAUUCGUCGAAGAAAUGGCGGAAUUGGACCCUACUGGGGAACGUUUCAGUGUCUAUGUCGACAUGAGUGCGAAUGCAAUAUGCGCGAAAUCCUCCGAAGAGGAGGAAACAACAUGGCGGCUUGUGUUCCGGGAAGUCUUUCCUGGAAACAGCCUUUCGAUCGUUUUGCCGCGCACCAAGCUCUCGGUUGCGGAGCUUAUGCUUGCCUCUCUGCAAGCAUGUGCACGGAUCACUUGGGUUGCUCAGCCAAUUGAUUCAAGUGCGCUUGUAGAGUUCGUCGAUCAAGUGGAUGAAAUCCGGCAGAAAGCUGGCCUCGAGGACUUAAUUCACGCCUUAUAA